UUUCUUUUUUAGGAUGCGUAACAUUCUGGCCCUUCUCUGGGUUUUUCUUAUAGCAGCUCAUCAGAGCACUAGUCUUCUCACAAAGGGAGAAUCCAUCAAAAACACCAUACACAACAUUGUAAACAUUGCUCAGAUAACCCUUGUCCACAUUAAGAAACUAAAGUUGCCGGCUUCACCGAUAGAGGUUCCCACUCCUUCCAUUGAAGGACUAAGUAGUAUAAGCCAUGAUCUUGGAGUUUUGGAUAAUGAACUGCAGCACCCUUUCCUCAUCCAGAUUCAGGCUGAUGUCUCCAGCAUGGAAGGAAGGGUGCGCUCCCUCGCCUUAUCAAUGGAGUGUCCCCUUGAGCCCAAACCAGCAGUACAGACGGAUGACAAUGUGUUCCCAGACAGCCGCCUUUACAUGACAGUGACAAAGGUGCAGCACUACCUAGAGAACCUUCUUCUCAACAAGGGCAAACUCAAGCUCUGCUAACAAAUUUAAGCUUGAUGUAUAUAUAGUAA
Molecule: messenger RNA, 501 nt
Organism: Pelmatolapia mariae (spotted tilapia)
Lineage: Eukaryota; Metazoa; Chordata; Actinopteri; Cichliformes; Cichlidae
Product: leptin-B-like
Exons: 2
Coding region: 14-472 (152 amino acids)
Source: RefSeq, a predicted model, not a curated record